Molecule: messenger RNA, 1475 nt
Organism: Manduca sexta (tobacco hornworm)
Lineage: Eukaryota; Metazoa; Arthropoda; Insecta; Lepidoptera; Sphingidae
Exons: 3
Coding region: 195-1433 (412 amino acids)
Source: RefSeq, a predicted model, not a curated record
AUAAUGUGUAAGCGACCUUAGGAAAAUUGUUUUGUCUUAUGACUUGGCAGUAUGGUCUCUUACUUUAGUCGGUUCUUUAUGGAACGAAUAAAAAACUAAGAAGUAUUUACUAUUUAGUCUUUGGUUUAACUGUUUUGGAAUUUUAAAAAAUAUUUGGUUUUGCUUUCGUAAUAUUUACUUAAAAGACUUUAGAAAUGGAACUGCCACACGCUGAAGAUCUACAGGAACAAAGUGACGACGAAGUCUUUUUUGGAAAAUUGUCUCUCAAAGAACUUAAAAAACAUAUUUUGUGGAACUAUAAGCCUUCCAGUAUGAUACCUGAAAACAUAUGUCAUAUUCCAAUGGACCACAAUAAAAGUUUGGAUAUCAAAAAAGAAAUUGAAUCAAAUGAUAUGAUUGAUGAUUAUGGAGCUAAAAUCCUAGAAUCACACUCUGAGCCUAAUCUAAGGAGUCCUAAAAAUCAACAUAGAACUUCUACAGAGUUUCAAUCACCAUGUGCCAGGACAUCUGAAGAUAGUUUUCUCAAAAUAGAAAAUAUGGUUGAUAAUUUAUGUAUUUCAAAUAAUGUAGACACAAAGGUAGAAUUGAAUAAUACUUUAGAUGUUAUUGACUAUAUUCUAAAUAAUGGACCUGAAUCUAAGACAGAAGACAUUGUAAAAGUUGAGAAAGAAGCAACUGAUACACAAAGCCUUGGAGAAGAAACUGCAAUAAAGCCUUUAAAAACUAUUUUGAGCCCAUCUAAAUUGAGGCACGCAGAAUUUAAGGCAAAUAAAGAAAUCAAGACCAAAUCUGAUUCCCCUCCUUACGUAACUCCAAUAAAAAAUGAAUUCAGAACACCAUCAAAGACUGAAAUUUUGAAAACACCUCGAUCUGCCACUAAGGUAAAGCUUGAUGUCUUUGCCACACCAUCUACAAAUCUAAAAUCCAAAACACCAGUUUUUAAAACUCCUGCACUACUGUCACAAAAGAAACAAUUAGCUACUUCUGUGAAGAAAACUCCAGCUAAACCAAACUCUUAUCAACACAUCAGUAGUCCUGUAGCAUCAUAUAUCAAGAACUGUCCGCAAGUGCCUCUACUGAAAGAUGUGCACCCUAAGAAACCAUUGCCGGGACCUUCUGCUAUUCCUAAAUUCACAAAAGGCAUUAUAGAAAAAAAUAAGGAAAAUAUCUUAUUACCUUCAGUAGCUUACAAGAGCGCAAAAAAAACAAAAGUGAUUGAAAUACCUGAUGAAGAAAAAUUACCACAAAGUCAAUGGGUAAAGAAAAUGACAUCUACUUUGCCUAAGCCAGUUAUUAUGAAACACAACCAUAGACAAAUGGAUAUAGCAAAGAGAUCAUUAAUGCAGGAGGAGAGUUUUGCUGAUCUUCCGUAUCGACAGGCCGAAGUAUCUGUCUGCACCCAAAAAACAGCAUUUAAAUUAAAUAAAAAAUAAUUUCAAAUGUACUUAAAAUAAAUAAUUGUUAAGUCAUAAUGA